AUGUUUGGACUAUUCGGCACCCAAUUUUCUCCCGAAAAGGACAUACCUUCGCAGGAAGGAAAAGUAAUUGUCGUUACUGGAGGCAAUGCUGGAAUUGGCAAAGAGACUAUACUGCAGCUAUGCAAGCACUCGCCGAAAAAGGUCUUCUUAGCCACCAGGAAUGAGGCGAAGGCGAAAGACGCCAUUGAGUCCAUCAACUCUCAGCUGCCCCAGCCUGCCGACAUCGUCUUCGUGCCGCUCAAUCUCAGUAAUUUGGCCUCAGUCGCCGCCGCCGCAGACACGCUGAACCAAAACACUGACCGAAUCGACUUGCUCUUUCUCAAUGCCGGAAUCAUGAACCUGCCGCCAGGCAAAACUGAUGAUGGAUUCGACAUUCAGUUUGGUACUAAUCACGUCGGCCACUUUCUCCUCACCACGCGGCUGCUCCCUCUGCUCAAGCAAACUGUAACCAAGUACAAUGCCGACGUACGAGUCCUGUCCAUUUCAUCCAUGGCUAGCAUGGCGGCACCGUCAUUGGACACCAUCAUUUCGGAAGACCUAUGGAAAAAGGGAGGAUGGACGUCCUAUGCCUCCUCCAAGGCCGCCAACAUCCUUUUCGCUGCCGAGUUGGCCAGGCGACACCCCGAGAUCACCGCCAUGUCUGUCCAUCCCGGCCUCAUCAAGACAGAUCUGUAUAGCGACACUUUUGAAAACAGCUACUUUAUGAGAUUCGGAAUGGCGUUGGUUGGUCCCUUGGUCUACCACGACGCGGUAUAUGGAGCCUUGACACAGCUCUGGACCGCUACCGCAGAGAAGAGUAAAAUCCAGCAGGGUGCAUUCUAUACGCCUGUGGGAAAGCUGCAGAAAGGGAAUUCGUGGGCCAACAAUGCGGAUGCGUCGAAGAAGCUGUGGGAAUGGACGGAGGAGAAGUUGAAGGAAAAGGGGUUCUAA
Molecule: messenger RNA, 930 nt
Organism: Trichoderma gamsii
Lineage: Eukaryota; Fungi; Ascomycota; Sordariomycetes; Hypocreales; Hypocreaceae
Exons: 2
Coding region: 1-930 (309 amino acids)
Source: RefSeq, a predicted model, not a curated record